AUGGCGAGGAAACGCAGAGCUGACUCCAGCAGCACCCAGCCCAUCGUCAGCCCUAUGACCUCCACUCCUCGUCGACGAUCAACCCUCCGAGACCUGCAAAGCGCGCCAAGUGAUGGAGGUGUAGUAGUCCCGAAGGUCAUCAAUGCUGCGCCGUCCUUGGAAAAAGCAGAGAUGUAUGGCAUAGACGACCCGCGCCCGGCUUCCUCGAGGAUGUUGGCUAUGGCGGGCCGCAUUUUUAUCGAGACCAUUCCGCAAUGGCUCGCGGUGGGAGCGAUGCUGGGCUUGAUCUUUGGCGGCUGCUGCUCAAAUGUUUUUGCGCUGGAAGCUAUUGUGAAAGUCGAGCCAGACAGCGGUAUGGACAAGCGAAGGAUGGUGACCGCCUGCUAUAACAUAAAGCUGACGUCUACAGGGACGCUGUUGACUUUUGUCCAAUUCCUCUUCGUUGCUACCACAGGAUACAUCUCCCAAUUCGAUCGAACUCGACCUCCGCUAUUCCUCAAGCCGAACCGUGUCCCUAUCCGCCGUUGGAUGUUCAACAUCCUUCUAUUUUUUACGAUUAAUGUCUUGAAUAAUCAUGCAUUCAGUUACAAUAUAUCGGUCCCGAUACAUAUCAUUCUUCGAUCUGGGGGCAGUAUCACAACACUCGCUGCGGGCUAUCUAUGGGGGAAGCGGUUCUCGAGGAUACAAGUGCUGGCAGUCACCCUCUUGACGGUUGGGGUUGUGAUUGCGGCGUGGUCGGACCAGCAAUCAAAAAAGGACGUUCAGAUAUCGCAAGACCUCCCGCCCUUCAGCACCGGACUUGCCAUACUAUUUUUCGCCCAGGUGCUCUCAGCUAUCAUGGGCUUAUACACAGAAGAGACAUAUAAAGAAUAUGGUCCUCACUGGAAGGAGAACCUCUUCUACUCGCACUUAUUGGCAUUGCCUCUAUUUAUCCCAUUCAUCCCCUCGAUGCAUAGGAAACUCCUGAAACUAGCUGCCUCUCGGCCGUUAGGAUUACCAUUCCAAGAUUCAUAUGAAAAUCUACCAAUGGAGUUGCGAAAAGGGCUAGACCGAAUAUAUAUACCGAGCCAGCUCGCAUAUAUGGUCACCAAUGUACUGACGCAGUAUGCUUGUAUCCGGGGAGUCAACCUGCUUGCCUCGGCGGCAUCAGCACUCACCGUCACAAUUGUUCUGAAUGUACGGAAGUUGGUGAGCUUGUUAUUGAGUAUCUGGCUCUUUGGGAACAGGCUUUCACCAGGGACCUUGAUUGGAGCAUUUAUAGUAUUCUUCGCCGGCGGAAUGUAUGGAUUAGAAGGGUCCAAGAGUUCCGGACGAGCUAGACAUAGGGCAGCCACUGUUACCACCAAUGGUAAAAUAGGACAGAAUUGA
Messenger RNA from Venustampulla echinocandica, 1368 nucleotides. Its product is annotated as Multidrug resistance efflux transporter EmrE. Lineage: Eukaryota; Fungi; Ascomycota; Leotiomycetes; Helotiales; Pleuroascaceae. The record is from RefSeq and is a predicted model, not a curated record. Bases 1 to 1368 code for a protein of 455 amino acids. Gene Ontology annotation, biological process: transmembrane transport. The transcript has 4 exons. Gene Ontology annotation, molecular function: UDP-N-acetylglucosamine transmembrane transporter activity. Gene Ontology annotation, cellular component: endoplasmic reticulum membrane; Golgi membrane.